AAUCCAACUAAAUUUUUACAUUUUAUAAUCUUGUAAAGACAAUGUUAAAAUUUUAGAAAUAUAUAUCAAAUUAAGCUUCAAACUUCACAAUUGUUAAAUAAAUUACCUUAAAAAUUUAAACAGAACUAAAAUAAAAUAUUUACAGAAGAAUAUAUUAAAAAUAUUACAAUAUUGUUUUAAGAGUCAAAUUAUAUUUUAGAGGGAAAUAUACAGAAAUAUAUCUUUAAUAGAAUUUUUCAAUUUUCAAGUAAAAUUAUAAAGUUAAAAAUAGAGGUGAGUUGGUCUUACACGUAAAUGAGAGAAGAUUAUUAACAAUUUAAAUGAAUAUUUGCAGUUGUUUAAGUGAAUCAUUAAAAGUGUUUUGUGGAACAGUUAUAACUGCUUAAAUAAAAUCUUACAACCGUUGAUGAAUGUAAUUUUUAGUGAUGAACCAUUGCGAUCUUUGGUGAUGAACUAUUGUAAUUGUUAGUAAUUACAGUCUUCCGUGAUAAAUCAUUGCAACUUUUGGUGUUAACCAACUAUUGUAACAUUUAGUCUUAUUUAUAAGGAGUUGUGGACACUGAAAAAUUGCAAAUAGAAAAUUACAACAAUCACAUAUAAAUUAGAAUGAAAAGUUUCAUUGUUAAAUGAUCAUCAAAAAUCUUUAAAUAAAUACAUACAAAUAUGAAGAAUUCUUUUUGUUAUUCUUGUAUCUUAACCUAAGCUUUGAAAUUUUGUUUGAAAACAAUAACAUUCGAGAGUAUUUAUAUCUUAAUACCACCUCAACUUCAAAAAUGUUAUUUAAAAAUAUAACAAAAACCAUUAAUGAUUUCAAAAAUGUAAAUCCAUAAUAUAUCAAUUUAGUUAAUUUAUUUGCGUUAGUUUAAUAUAAUAAUUCCUAAUGUUUUAUAAAAACCCUCCCAAACAUUUAAGGCAAUAUUAUAACUGGGAAUGAUCAUAUCAGUAUAAAAUCACCAUAUAUUUAUUAUGAUAUCCAGUUUCUUUAAUAUACUUUCUCAGAAAAGUAAAUAAAUAUAUAAAAUAGUAAUUUUUAUUGUCAUUGGCACAUAAAUUGUAAUUUUUUUAAAAAGAGUAAAAACUAGUAAUUUUAAUAUUGUCUUUUUACUAAGAAAAAAUAUUUAAAUUUCAUACAAAAUAAUUGAACAUUUUAAAAGAAAUAGUUGGAACUAAAAUUCAUGUGACAAUUGUAAAAAAUAAACCUUAAAAGAGGGAGACACACUUGUAUGCAAUAUUUUUUUCUGAUAGAAAUAUAAUCGGAUCAUAAAGUUUUAUAUAAACAUAUAUUUAAAUAUUUUGUAAAUAUAUUUUAAUUAUCAAUAUUAUAUUUUUUGGUAUCGAGAAGAGUUGAUUGUUGAUGAUGAUUUAUAUACAUAGUCUAUUAUAAUAUUUAACAAAGAUGUUUCAGUUAUUCUAAAUUAGCCAAUAACUAAAUCACACAUUUAAUAUUUAUUCGUUCAAAAAAUUUAAUAUUUAUUGUAUUUUACAUAAUCUUAUAAAAUAAAUUAGUUUCCACGUAUAGGUAUUCAUAGUGUAAUUAAAUAGAUCAAAUUUUAUUGGGGAAUAUGAAUCCAUUGAUGUAUUCACAGAUAAAAAUGAUUUUAUCAUUCAUUCUAUUAUUGGAAUGUGUUUGCUUUUAAUUAGUUUCAAAUAUUCAGUUGUUUUCGAGAUUUUUGAAUAACUCAGCUAAAUGGAUAAUAAAACAUAUAUCUUAAUUGGUAUUGACAUAGUUAUAAUUUUACUACAAGCAAACCUAUAAACAAAAUAUUUUUUUUUAGCAUUAUCAAUAAAUGAAUACAGUUGCAUGUAAGAUAAUUUUGUAACAAAUGUAUUUUCUCAAGAGCAAUUGUAAACCGUUUUUGUAUGAGAAUAUUUUAUAAAAUAAGAUACAGAUAUUUUACGAAAUGAGUUCCGUGCGACAUCGCACGGGUUUCAACUAAAGGGAAGAACUUAAUAUAUAUUAUCAGCUAGUAAUUUAUCAUAAAGUAGAGCUGCUCAACAAUAUCAACUAGUGUACGUGCUGUUGAAAAGUUGCUCACUUGGAGGACACUGAAUCAAAGAGGUCUCGCUAGAUGAGCAAAUUGUUGGCGUUUUCUCAUUAUUUGUAUAUUUUACCAAAAAAUAUUUGCACAUAAGUGAAAACUAAAUAAAAACAUUUAAGGAGACGUUAGACAAUAAGCAAAUCAUACAAUGAACUUUUAUUUAUUUUAUUUUAAUAUUUAGUUUUAUCUUUAUUUGUUUGAUUAAUACUACAUCAUAUAUAUGUCAUAUCAUAUUUAAGGAGUAUUUAAUUUUUAUCAUCAAUGUUCAGCAGUAUGUCUAUCCCUUAUUGACUACUAUUAAUUAUUUUUGAUGCUUUUAUAUACUUGUGGGUUUCACUGGUAACAUUAAAGCGCAUGUGCUAAAAAUUUGAUAUAAUGUUGAUACUGCUGUCUUUUAUGACUUCGUAGCUUUAAAAAUAAAACUAUAUCAAUAUUGUUUAUAUGCUCUUUUCCCCCUUAUCAUUUCUAUCAACAACUGGAUCCAAUAAAAAAUAUCACACAAAAUAUUAGUUUGUAAAAUUUGACUUUCCACAUUCACAUUGUUAUUUUUAUAUUAUUUACUCUUCCACAUUAACAUUUUUAUUCAGUAGUAUAUACGAUAUAUAAAGAGGUUCCAGCUGGAGUUUCCGCCAUAGGUUCGAUUCUUCUCGACCAUCCAUAGAUGUUUUAAAUGGCAAAAAAAUCCGGAUUUUAUGGGCUUUUUGGUGAUUAUUCUUUGGGCCUAGAAAACCUUUGGGAUUAUACCAAGAUUAUCAAAAAAAAUAUAUACGAUAUAUAUAUAUAUAUAUAUAUAUCACAUUCAUACUGUGUUAUUGAGUUACUAUUCUACGUCAAAACUACUAUACGGCCAUAUACGUUCAUACCCUAUCUUUAUCUUAAAGCCAUCUCUAAUCAUCUCCAAAAGACACCGUUUUCAAAAUCGUGUCUUAUUUUUAGAAGAAAAAAAAAUUGCCACGUUGCAGAAGAGUUGUAUUUAUUCUACUUUAAUGUCUUUUUUCUACUUAAAUAUUGUCAGCACAAGAAUUGAUUAGUUUAUUUGUGAUAAAUACAACACCUCCCAAGCAGAAAAAAGUCACUCACACAAACACCUCGAGCUCUCUCUACCAUACAAACCAAAAUAUAUUCGGUGGUUCAAUCUUCAGUACCCGACGCCGGCGGAAAGAUUAUGGCGGGACAGUCGCGAAAAUGGAUGAUUCUGGUGGCAACGAUUUGGAUUCAGGCUUUUACCGGGACCAACUUCGAUUUCUCGGCUUACUCUUCAGAUUUGAAGUCGGUUUUGAAGAUUUCGCAGGUGCAGCUUAACUACCUCGCCGUGGCUUCUGAUCUCGGGAAGGUGUUCGGGUGGUCGUCGGGGCUUGCGCUGAUGUACUUCCCGCUUUGGACGGUGCUUUUCGCUGCGGCGUCUAUGGGAUUCGUCGGUUACGGAGUACAGUGGCUUGUCAUCACUAACUUCAUUUCUCUGCCUUAUAUUAUGGUGUUUCUCUGUUGCUUACUUGCUGGUCUAAGUAUCUGUUGGUUCAACACAGUCUGCUUUGUGCUCUGCAUCAGCAACUUCCCUGCAAACAGAGCGCUUGCCCUUUCCCUCACAGUAAGCUUCAACGGUGUAAGCGCUGCCUUAUACACACUUGCUUACAACGCAAUCAACCCAACCUCUCCAGAGCUCUACCUCCUCUUAAACGCUCUCAUACCACUCGUUGUCUCCUUCACUGCAAUCAUCCCGAUCCUUCGCCAACCACCUUUCGAGCCUCUUCCACCAGAUGGAGUUCGCCGUGACUCUCUCAUGUUUCUACUGCUCAACAUUCUCGCCGCUCUAAACGGUGUUUAUCUCCUCCUCUUUGAGUCAAACUCCUCUGAUAUAACCUCUGCUCGUCUCCUCUUUGGUGGUGCAAUCAUCCUCUUGGUCCUCCCUUUAUGUAUCCCCGGUUUAGUCAUCGCCCGUAACUGGUAUCAUCGCACGAUCCACACAAGCUUCCGCCUCGAAGGUUCCGGUUUCAUUCUCGUUCAUCCUGAUGAGCUUGAGUUGCAUAAAGGGAUGGUUGCACAUGAAGCCAAUAGAGAAGGCUACCAAUUGCUAAACGACGACAUUGUGCAAAACCUUGUUAUUAAGACUACAGCUCCAGAGGAAGGUGACACUGAUGAGUCCUGUUGCAAGAAGCUUAUUACAAGAGGCCAGCUUGAGAUAUUGGGAACUGAACAUUCUUUGUCGCAGCUCUUACAUAGAGCUGACUUCUGGUUCUACUAUAUUGCGUACUUCUGCGGUGGAACCAUCGGACUUGUGUACAGCAACAACCUCGGACAGAUUGCUCAGUCUUUAGGACAAAGCUCAAAGACUACAACUCUUGUCACACUUUAUUCUUCCUUCUCAUUCUUUGGAAGAUUACUCUCGGCAACACCGGACUAUAUCCGAGCGAAGGUUUAUUUUGCAAGAACCGGAUGGUUAGCAAUCGCGCUUUUGCCAACACCAAUCGCGCUUUUCUUGCUCGCAUCAUCAGGAACCGCGUCAGCGUUACAAGCGGGAACAGCUCUGAUUGGUCUAAGCUCAGGAUUCAUAUUCGCAGCAGCUGUUUCGAUCACAUCAGAGCUCUUUGGACCAAACAGUGUUGGAGUUAACCACAACAUCUUGAUCACAAACAUACCGAUAGGAUCGUUGAUCUAUGGAUUCUUGGCUGCAUUGGUCUAUGACUCACAUGGUUCGACUGUGAUCAAAUCAAUGAAAGACUCCGUCGUGUGUAUGGGACGGGGUUGCUAUUACUUGACCUUUGUGUGGUGGGGAUGCUUGUCGGUUCUUGGACUCGCUUCUAGUCUUGUGUUGUUUAUUAGGACUAGAAGAGCUUAUCAACGGUUUGAACAAGCUCGGAUAAAUUCAAAUAUUGAUUCAUAGAAAUUUUACCUUCAUUCCCCAACGGCUUGUGUAUAUCACAGUACAUGUAGGGAUCUAUAUUUAACAGACGUAUUAAUGGACUGUUAUGGAUUUUGGCUGAUAAUAUUUUGUUGUCGCUGAUUUAUUUUAGUCUCAAAUUCUUAUAAUUGUUAAAUUAUCCUAUCAUUUCUACAAUAAUAUUAUUUAUUUUGUGAGA
Molecule: messenger RNA, 5116 nt
Organism: Brassica rapa (field mustard)
Lineage: Eukaryota; Viridiplantae; Streptophyta; Magnoliopsida; Brassicales; Brassicaceae
Product: protein NUCLEAR FUSION DEFECTIVE 4
Cellular component (GO): membrane
Source: RefSeq, a predicted model, not a curated record